AAUCAUGUUUCAUAGCAAUCUGAUUCACCUCUUCUCCCUUUCAACUUAAUAACCCAACCAAAAUAAAAGAACCACUAAAAGUAAAAAAAAAAUGAUAGAAUUAAUCAGUCGUCGGCAUUUAGAAUCGUUCAUCUCCGUAUUCGUCACAGCGCACCCUCAUGAGAUCUCUGCUUUGAUCCAUUCUUCCUCAUGUUUCUUCUUUAUUUUGAGUGCUUAUUUUGUGGUGCUGCCAUUGAGGGAUGAAGGGGCAAUUUCAUUGGGAUUAUCUAAUUUACCUGGAUUGUUUGUUGGGUCUUUACUGUUGACUUUGAUAGCUGCUCCUGUUUCUACUCUCAUAUUUUCUUUGCCUAAUCUUUCCAAAGUCGGGGCUUUGAUUUUUAUACACAGGUUUUUUAGUAUAUCACUUGUUGUGUUCUUCAUUCUAUGGCAUACUUCAUCAAUGGAGUCUUCACAAUUCUAUUCAAAGAAUUCACUCGGGCUUUCCACCGAACCCAAAAUCGGUAUUGAUCAAGACAGUUCCAUUGAUUCUAGAAGUUGGAGAAACCAUGGUUGGUUUUAUGUUUUAGUUAGAAUUGGAUUGUUCCUCUGGGUUGCCCUGCUUAAUCUUAUUACAAUAUCUUCAACUUGGGCUAGAAUAAUUGAUGUCAUGGAUAGCGAGUCAGGUUCAAGAUUAUUUGGUUUCAUUGGUGCUGGUGCUACGCUUGGCCAGCUCUUUGGGUCUUUGUUUGCCACUGGAAUGGCUUGGCUGGGGUCAUUUCUUCUCCUAUUUGCUGCUGUUUUAAUGGAACUAGCGGCACAGUCAUCGAAAGGGAUCAACAAGGAUAUAGGUUACAUCCCUGAAGAGUUAACUCCUAUAAGAAGAGCUGACUUGGAUCAACCAAAAGAAGAUGAUGACAAGAACACCACAUCGACUCUCAAAGUUUCUUCCCCUAAACAAACUACCUCUCCUGUGAAGCCUCAGCUUUGGGCUAUCUUAGAUGGAUUGCAGCUCAUAUUCACAUCAACCUAUUUGUUGCAUGUGUCAUUAUUCCUCUGGUUGAGUGCAGUUGUCUCCUCUUUCUUCUAUUUUCAGAAAGUGAAUGUAAUUGCCAUGACAGUUGCAAGUUCAGUUGGCAGAAGAAGAUUGCUUGGCCAGAUAAAUAGCUUUAUUGCUGUUUUUAUCCUCACUGGACAACUAACCUUAACGGGACGCAUUCUUACUGUUGCUGGGGUUACUAUAGCUCUAUGUUGCACCCCAUUUGUUGCCUUCUCUAACCUGCUUGCUGUUGCCUUAUGGCCAACUUGGAUAGUAGUUGCCAUUUCUGAGACCCUAAGAAAGGUGGUCAAUUAUGUUGUAACCAAGCCCGGAAGAGAACUACUAUUUACGGUUGUUUCUGAGGAUGAGAAAUACAAAGCUAAAAUAUGCAUAGAUGUAAUUGUCCAGCGACUCGGGGAUGCUACGGCAGCUGGCAUAUACAAGCUACUUUUCAGCGCUCUCAAUGGACGGAUAUCAACAGUUUCUCUGUAUGCACUCCCUGUUAGUUUAGUUUGGAUUGUUACAGCAUUUUAUUUAGGACGCCAUCAAACGCAUUUAGCAAAGCUCCAGGUUGGAUCAUGUUGAAAAUUUUCUGAAACAUGAUUCGUUUUACCUUUCUUUCGGAAUCGAAGAAUGAACAGGUCAAGAUCCUUACUUUCAUCAAAAAGAUUGCUAGAGGCAACAUAUUCUAUUAGCGGUUUCGAUCAAAGGAUUACCAGCUGUUUGGCAUCUUCAGUUGCAGUAAGAGGUUGCCAUUCUCAGCACCAAGCGGCUAGCGUAUGAGACAACAUUAGUUUCUUUUCUAGUUUUAACAAACUUUCACGGCCUGAAAAGUUACCGAUUUCAUCGCAGAGCGAGGUUUUUAGUUUCAGCAACUUGUAGUCGGUGUUGAAGGCUUGAAGUUGCCCAGGAUUUGUCCACGAGAUGUUUACAUAUACUGUAUAAUGUACCAGUUCCUAUUGCAUAUGAAAUGCAAUUGUUAGAUGACAUAUAAUCGUCUAAUUCACAAGAUAUUGAAACUAG
This is a messenger RNA of Hibiscus syriacus, 2038 nucleotides long. RefSeq lists its product as uncharacterized. The record is from RefSeq and is a predicted model, not a curated record. Gene Ontology annotation, cellular component: membrane. Gene Ontology annotation, molecular function: ATP:ADP antiporter activity. Gene Ontology annotation, biological process: nucleotide transport. Bases 92 to 1600 code for a protein of 502 amino acids. NCBI's taxonomy places the organism in Eukaryota, Viridiplantae, Streptophyta, Magnoliopsida, Malvales, Malvaceae. The transcript has 13 exons.